AAUGUUGAUCCUUCUCUAUUGUUAUUUAAUUGUUCAUUCCUUUUCUAGAAAUGGAUUAUUUUCUUCUUAACUUUGACUCGGAACUUCGAUUCCUUGUUGAUUCUCCAUGACCUUUAUGUUCCCCCUUUUAACUUUCUCUUCUUAUAUCCCCUGUUUUCUCCGUUUUUCCUCCUGAUUUAAGGAUCUGCUGCAUGAACUGAAUUUUGAUGUUCCCUUCAUCAGAAUCAUGGUUUUGGAUUUGAUUUCAACUUCUGAUUUAAAGAUGUAUAAUGGUUUACUUUUCAAAUUUUCCGAGUGUGUCUAUCACUUUUUUUUAAAAAUUAUUUCUUUGAAUAUUCUUUCACAAGUUAAGGUUACCUAAGAUUUAUUAUUUAGAAUAUGGAUUAAACAGUUAAUGAUUUUGCUUACAGAAGUUUGUACUCAAGUUAGAUUUGCAUGAUGACAAGGAUAAACAGAAGGCCCUGAAAAUAGUCUCAACUCUUUCAGUUUUGAAUGCUCAAAUUGAGGGAAUGUUAGGUAACAAUAUGUAUUGAUGCUAUCUCUAUGAAUAUGAAAGAGAAGAAAUUAACAGUGAUAGGAACAGUGGAUCCAGUAAGUGUGGUGAGCAAAUUGCGCAAAUAUUGGCAAACAGACAUAGUAGCUGUAGGACCUGCCAAGGAGCCUGAGAAGAAAGAGGAUCCUAAGAAAGAAGAAGCCAAGAAAGAGGGAGAAAAUAAAGAAGAGCAAAAGAACGAAGAGGGCAAAAAAGAAGAACCAAAGAAAGAAGAGGAGAAAAAGAAAGAGGCACCACCAGAUCCUGUUUUGGAACUGGUCAAAGCUUAUAGGGCAUAUAAUCCCCAAAUGACCACACACUACUAUGUUCAAAGCAUAGAAGAGAAUCCUAAUGACUGUGUCAUUUGUUAAAUAUGAGGGAAAGACAUACUUUUUCAACAUGCAUGGUAAUGGUUUCAAUUCUCUUUUAUCCAAGAAAAUAGGACUUCCUUGUAUAUAAUAUAUGGUGGUGCCUUGUUGAGUUACUAAGGUGAGAAGGAAUAAAAUUUUGGGGAAUUUGUUUUGCAUGGAGAUGUAGUUUACACUUUUCCCCGUA
Messenger RNA from Abrus precatorius (Indian licorice), 1087 nucleotides. Its product is annotated as heavy metal-associated isoprenylated plant protein 39-like. The record is from RefSeq and is a predicted model, not a curated record. The transcript is spliced from 3 exons. Bases 544 to 903 code for a protein of 119 amino acids. Gene Ontology annotation, molecular function: metal ion binding. Lineage: Eukaryota; Viridiplantae; Streptophyta; Magnoliopsida; Fabales; Fabaceae.